Messenger RNA from Cynara cardunculus var. scolymus (artichoke), 611 nucleotides. RefSeq names its product 60S ribosomal protein L23. Gene Ontology annotation, cellular component: cytosolic large ribosomal subunit; ribosome. Gene Ontology annotation, biological process: translation. The record is from RefSeq and is a predicted model, not a curated record. The transcript is spliced from 4 exons. Gene Ontology annotation, molecular function: large ribosomal subunit rRNA binding; structural constituent of ribosome. The coding region runs from base 73 to 495 and encodes 140 amino acids. NCBI's taxonomy places the organism in Eukaryota, Viridiplantae, Streptophyta, Magnoliopsida, Asterales, Asteraceae.
CUUUCGUUCAUAUAAAACCCUAAUUCUCUCCACCGCGCCUCCAUUCAGAGCUUGUGGUCGAGAAGAUCAACAAUGUCGAAGCGAGGUCGCGGUGGUUCCGCCGGGAACAAGUUUCGGAUGUCGCUGGGUCUUCCGGUGGCUGCGACGGUGAAUUGUGCUGACAAUACUGGUGCUAAGAACCUUUACAUCAUUUCAGUGAAGGGGAUCAAGGGAAGGCUUAACCGUCUUCCUUCGGCUUGUGUUGGAGAUAUGGUUAUGGCGACGGUGAAGAAGGGAAAGCCGGAUCUUAGGAAGAAGGUCAUGCCUGCUGUUAUUGUUCGUCAGCGCAAGCCUUGGCGCCGAAAGGACGGUGUUUUUAUGUACUUUGAAGAUAAUGCUGGAGUCAUUGUCAACCCCAAAGGAGAAAUGAAAGGAUCUGCAAUAACUGGGCCCAUUGGGAAGGAAUGUGCUGAUUUGUGGCCAAGGAUUGCAAGUGCUGCUAAUGCUAUUGUCUAAGCUAUUUGGAGUGUUUUUGUUAGGUUGAGAAUUUUGGUAGAAAUCAAGACUUCAACUGUUCUUGUUCUUGUUUUGGUGCAAUGAAAUUUAUUGUCUUUUUCCUUUUACUUUUUCAA